This is a messenger RNA of Homo sapiens (human), 1566 nucleotides long. RefSeq names its product cytochrome b561 family member D2 (gene CYB561D2). The transcript is spliced from 3 exons. NCBI's taxonomy places the organism in Eukaryota, Metazoa, Chordata, Mammalia, Primates, Hominidae. The record is from RefSeq and is marked validated. Gene Ontology annotation, cellular component: endoplasmic reticulum membrane; endoplasmic reticulum; cytoplasmic vesicle membrane. The coding region runs from base 573 to 1241 and encodes 222 amino acids. Gene Ontology annotation, biological process: transmembrane transport. Gene Ontology annotation, molecular function: transmembrane ascorbate ferrireductase activity; oxidoreductase activity; transmembrane monodehydroascorbate reductase activity.
AGACGUCGCACCCGGAAGUAAAGCGGCUCCGUGACGGAGCGGCGGUGCGCGCGGCAGGGCCCGGAGUAUCCCGCUUUCUUUGGAGGAAACCACCGCAUCAGAUCUGCGCUGCGGCAGAGGCAGGCAAGUCCCUAGCGUGGAGGGGCAGCAUGCUGGCAGCACUUGGGGAGGCGGUGCGCUAAGGGAUUCACGCUGUAACUGGGACCGCAGCAGGGAACUACAAUUUCCAUAGUGCUCCGCGCCCUCCCAGCUGGCUCUACUGCCGGCGACGGCGUGGUACACGCUGGGAUUUGUAGUCUUACAUGGCUUUGCGCCUCCUACCUGGAAGGCGGGCCAGCGAUUGGUACCAGUUCAGACAUGGGUACACGUUGACAGGCCGCCGGCCGUCGACUGGCAUGUUGUGACCAUUCCUGGUGCUGGUCUUGGUACUGUUCUUUCCUACCAUAACUUAUUGGAAGAGGGUGGCAUUCCUGCCUUGCAGCCUUUUCUCCAGUGAGGAGUGAACAGUGGGCACCUGAGAUCCUGGCCCACGCUACUAUGCUUUCAGGCUACAACCACUAGCACGGCUGACGAUGGCCCUUUCUGCGGAGACCGAGUCACACAUCUACCGAGCUCUGCGUACUGCUUCUGGCGCUGCCGCCCACCUUGUGGCCCUGGGCUUUACCAUCUUUGUGGCUGUGCUUGCCAGGCCUGGCUCCAGCCUGUUCUCCUGGCACCCGGUGCUUAUGUCUUUGGCUUUCUCCUUCCUGAUGACCGAGGCACUACUGGUGUUUUCUCCUGAGAGUUCGCUGCUGCACUCCCUCUCACGGAAAGGCCGAGCACGCUGCCACUGGGUGCUGCAGCUGCUGGCCCUGCUGUGUGCACUGCUGGGCCUCGGCCUUGUCAUCCUCCACAAAGAGCAGCUUGGCAAAGCCCACCUGGUUACGCGGCAUGGGCAGGCAGGGCUGCUGGCUGUGCUGUGGGCAGGGCUGCAGUGCUCAGGUGGGGUGGGGCUGCUCUACCCCAAGCUGCUGCCCCGAUGGCCCCUGGCGAAGCUCAAGCUAUACCAUGCUACUUCUGGGCUGGUGGGCUACCUGCUGGGUAGUGCCAGCCUCUUGCUGGGCAUGUGCUCACUCUGGUUCACUGCCUCUGUCACUGGUGCAGCCUGGUACCUGGCUGUAUUAUGCCCUGUCCUCACCAGCUUGGUCAUUAUGAACCAGGUGAGCAAUGCCUACCUAUACCGCAAGAGGAUCCAACCAUGAGCUCUUCCCAGCCUAGGGGAAGCCUGGAUUUGCCCCUCCAUGUAGGAGCUGGGCCUAGGGACCUGUUGAACUCUCUCAGCUGAGUCAGGGGACACCUCAGGCACUGGGACAGUUGGGCAUUUGGAGGCCCGUGUGUGAAUUCCUGCUCCUCAUGCUGGAGUGCCUCCCAUUUCCUUCCCCUUUCUCUGUCAUCCCAGAGGAACAUAGGCAUCAUGUGUCUGGAUGAAGCUGGGGCUGCAAGACUGCCUCUCCUGCAAGGCAGCUCAUACUUGUACUGUAUGUUCAGAAAUUUUAGGAGAGAAAAAAGUAAAAAAUUUGUAAAAAA